This is a messenger RNA of Aspergillus welwitschiae, 589 nucleotides long. RefSeq lists its product as uncharacterized. The coding region runs from base 113 to 481 and encodes 122 amino acids. The record is from RefSeq and is a predicted model, not a curated record. Lineage: Eukaryota; Fungi; Ascomycota; Eurotiomycetes; Eurotiales; Aspergillaceae. The transcript is spliced from 2 exons.
GCUCAGGUUUGCCGGAUCCCGGGGGCAUGUCAUAUCCACUCCUCUGGUUGGCCGGUCGGGUUCACCCAUUCUCUUUUUUCUUAUUACUCGAGAAAGUGUGCCUGUGAAGUGCAUGAAAAUUAAAUGUCUAAAUUUUCUGACUCUGAUGGGAAUGACCCUCAUAAUGGUGGUCCUUUCGACCUUAACAUUGGUGAAGGAUCCUUCCCUGUUCAUCCUCAUCCCCAUCUUCAUCCCUUGGUGCUCGUGCCCACUGCCCAGCUGGCGAUCAACCAUUAUUUUCUGCUGCAUUUGCUCGAACCCCCGGGGAAAAAAAGAGAGGGUCAAGCCUGUCGGUUCGGUUCAUCGAUCAAUCCCCCUCCUAAAUCCGAUUUUCGAGAAGCUCCUAAAUAGCGCAUGUUCCACCCUCAGCCUUCCACAAAUCCAUGAUCGGCUUAUAUCUUUCAAUAUUUUGUCUCAUUUAUCACGUAGAUAUGGAUAUUAGAGUUGGAUCUUAUGGUCUCGUACUCACCGAGUACUCAGUAGAGUUCCACCAUUUCUCUCAAGAGGGUGUAGAAUUCUAAAAGCGGAAAGAGAUCAGGCCCUGGUGGAG